Molecule: messenger RNA, 8640 nt
Organism: Ectocarpus sp. CCAP 1310/34
Lineage: Eukaryota; Phaeophyceae; Ectocarpales; Ectocarpaceae
Source: the annotation of a GenBank genome assembly
AUGCUUGGAGACUUCAUCCGACUCACCGACUACGUGGCCGUGGAGGCUCUCGUCAACCUCACCGUGAGAACCAACGAGAUGUUUCUGAGGGAGCUGCUCAAGCCCAGGAAGGCGGGGCUGUUCGAGACGACGGUCCUCUUCACCGACGAGGGGACAGCGUUCGCGCCGACCUGCGAAGAUAUAAAGGACAUGGUGACCGCAAUCACGGAGGCCGUGAUAAGCACCGUGAACGGGGUGGGCCGAAUCCUGUACUUGCGGCCGUUCAACGAACACGUCGGCACGUCGGUGACGGACGGGCCGAAUAUCCAGGAUAUCGUGAGGGGAUCGCGGGCCUUCCAAAAGACGUCGGCUGAGAUAAGCGGGAAGGUCGAGGCUGAUUUCGCCGAGGCCGAGGAAUACGUGGUAACGUUCGACAGCGUGCGCCCGAUCUUUGAGUACAGCCGCACCUGGGACUUCAGAGCGUACAAGAUGCAGCAGCACAGCGUCACGACGCUGCGGGAGCAGAUGCAGCGCAUCGGGGUCUGGGUGAACGAGCUCGAGAAGAUGCGCGCGCGGCAACCGUGCGGGAUGCUGGAGGUGGAGAGCCGCAAGCUCAAGCAGACGCUGAUCCCCAUGACGGAGGAAAAGAUGGACCAGAUGAAGACCCUCGUGAAGGAUCUGGCCAGGUCAAAGUGCAAGGAGCAGCUGGAGAAGUACAAGUCGCGGCUGGCCACUGUCGCGCAGAAGCCGACGCACCUCAAGGACUUCGCGGGGUAUGUGGAGCAGCUGGAGGCCCUCAAGUCUCAGGAGAAGACGAUCACAAGGAACGCGCAAGUCGUGGAACAGAUGUAUGCGCUCCUGGCCCAGUACGAUGUCAAGGCCCCCUCAGAAGACAUGGUGCAAGUAGACGACUUGCGCACCAUACAGGCGCAAUACCAAGAGAGCAUGGAGUCGGCCAGGGACGAAAAGGAGAAGCGCAUGCCCGACAUGGUGCGUGACCUCGACACUAACAUCGCUCGCCUCAACGACCAGUUGGUGCAGCUGGGAGCAUCUCUGGACGAAGGCGUUUUCGUCGACGCCACGUCCUUUGGAAACACGGGGCUGGUCCUGGCCGAGCUGGAUCGGGUCAAGCAAAGGCUGGCGGCUGUGGACACGCUGGCCAAACAGUACUCGGCUUAUCAGGCUCUUUUUGGAAUUACUGUGUACAGCUACAAGAACCUGAGCAAGGCCCAAGACAAGUACGACCAGAUGGAUGCGCUGUGGCAGACGAUAUCGAGAUGGAACGAGAAAUCCGACUCCUGGAUGAACGACCCUUUCACCUCUGUCGAUGCCGAGGCCGUUAACACCGAGAUGAGCUCUGAGGUGACGUCCAGGCUAAAAGAGGCCACACAAGAGUUCAAGGCGCAGCUUCCGGUCAUCGUGGAGCUGGGUAACCCGGCCAUGAAGCCUAGACAUUGGCAAAAACUGUUCAAGGCUAUGAACCAGCCCUAUUACCCCGAUCUGGUGUUUUCCUUGUCGGAGUUGCUGGAUCACGGGGUCGCUCAGCACGCAGAACUCGUCAACGAGAUCAGCGCAGCUGCCAGCGGAGAGGAGCAGCUCAAGGAAUCCCUUGUUGGCAUCAGCAAGGCGAGAUCUAUGCACAGCACAUCUCGUGGUUGGGAGGAGACGGCCUUCAUCACGCUAAACCAUCGCGAGCAGCCGGGCGUGUUCAUUCUCGGAGGGCUCGAGGAAAUUCUCAUGGUCCUGGAAGACAACCAGGUCACGCUGCAGACCAUGAUGGGCUCGAGAUUCAUCAUGGGUGUCAAGGACGAGGUCGAAGCGUGGGAAAAACGUCUCGGCCUUCUCAACGAGACCCUGGACGAAUGGGUGGCCGUGCAGCGAAAUUGGAUGUACCUCGAAACAAUCUUCUGUGCCGAGGACAUCCAGAAGCAGCUGCCGGACGAGGCGGCCAAGUUUCAGGCGAGUCCUGCUGCGUUCUACUCGAUAGAACAAUGCAAACACCCCCAUGGGCACAACGGUUUAACCGCAGUGGACAAGAUGUGGAAGUCGGUAAUGUUGGCUACCAACAAGGACCCGCUGGUGCUAAGCUGCGUCGGGGAGGGAAAGACGUACCUCGCGGAAUUUCAACAUGCGAACCAGCUGCUGGAGGAGAUUCAGAAAAGCCUCGAGGAGUACUUGGAGACCAAGCGCAUGGCGUUCCCCAGGUUUUUCUUCUUGUCGAACGACGAGCUGCUGGAGAUCCUCUCGCAGACGAGGGACCCCCGCGCGGUGCAGCCACACAUGUCAAAGUGCUUCGACGCCAUCAAGAGCAUUCGCUUCGGCGAUGGCCCUGCAGAACAUGACAUCUUCGGCUUCAUGGUGGAGAAGGCGAUGCGAGACGCACUGUACGACAACGCCAAGAGAGCGGUCAACGAGUACCCCAAGGGCAGGGAUGCCUCCAUCCGCAGGAACGAGUGGCUGUGGGACUACCCAGCUCAGGUGGUCAUCGUCGUUGACGAGGUCAUGUGGACCGGAAACCUCGGGUCUUCCAUCCUGAGGGUGCAGCAGGCCGGCAAAAACGCCUUGCCGGACGAAACCGUUGUCGGGACCGAAAACGCCAAGUCAUUGCUCCUCGAAAAGAUGCCCGAGGGCGAUGACGUCGCCGUCGAAGGCCCGCCGGAGGCCGCGGUGCAGACCUUCCUAGACUACAGCUUGGAGCAGAUCGAGGCUAUGAUCGACCUCGUGAGGGGAGAUCUGGACAAGCAGCAGCGGACGCUGAUGGGAGCGCUAAUCACUAUAGACGUACACGCCCGCGACGUGGUACGGUUCAUGGUGAAAACAAAGGUGUGCUCCGUGUCGGACUUCGAGUGGACGAAGCAGCUGCGGUACUACUGGGAGGAAGCCGCGGACGACGUUGUCGCCCGGCAGACCAACACACGCUUUCUCUACGGUUACGAGUACCUCGGGAAUGGUCCCCGCCUCGUCAUCACGCCUCUCACAGAUAUCUGCUACAUGACGCUAACGGGGGCGCUGCACAUGAGACUGGGAGGCGCCCCCGCCGGCCCCGCCGGAACAGGAAAGACGGAGACGACCAAAGACCUUGCCAAGGCCCUGGCCGUGUACUGUGUGGUCUUCAACUGCUCCGACGGGCUGGACUACAAGAUCAUGGGACGCUUCUUCUCGGGUCUCGCGCAGCAGGGGGCCUGGGCGUGCUUCGACGAGUUCAACCGCAUCGACAUCGAGGUGCUCAGCGUCAUCGCCCAGCAGGUCCUCUCCAUCCAGCAGGCGAUCGUGCAGGACGUCAAGACCUUUGAGUUCGACGGCAACAUGAUCCCGCUCAACAAAGGCGACAAGGCACGUUAUGGUUUCGGCGUGUUCAUCACCAUGAACCCGGGGUACGCCGGUCGUACCGAGCUUCCGGACAACCUCAAGGCUCUGUUCCGGCCUGUGGCAAUGAUGGUGCCGGACUACCGCCUUAUUGCCGAGAUCGUCCUUUUCAGCGAAGGGUUCACGAACGCUCUGCCCUUGUCGAACAAGAUGGCUCAGUUGUACUCGUUGUCCUCCGAGCAGCUAUCCAAGCAGGUGCGGCGCUGUGGAGGGUGGAGCAUGAACUGGUCGGUUCCGUUGAAAUGGACAACCGCGGCCUACGAAGAACAAGACAUUCUUGCAACACAUGAUCUUUCCGUGGGCACGACUCAUGCCCAGGACCAUUACGACUUCGGGAUGCGAGCGGUCAAGUCGGUCCUCGUCGCGGCCGGGCAGCUCAAGCGCAAGGAGCCCGGGUCCAACGAGGACCUCGUCCUCAUCCGCGCCAUGCGCGACUCCAACGUGCCCAAGUUCCUGGAGCACGAUCUGCCCCUCUUUCACGGGAUCGUGUGUGACCUCUUUCCCGGUGUGGUGGUACCUUACGUGGACUACGGGGUCCUCCAGGAGGCCAUCGAAGCGGUCCUCGACGACAAGCAGCUGCAGAAGGUCCCCAGCUUCAUCUCCAAGAUCAUCCAGGUGCACGAGACUCAGCUCGUGCGGCACGGCAUGAUGGUCGUGGGGGAAGCCGGGUCGGGAAAGUCGGCCAACGUCACCGUGCUCGCCAACGCACUCAGCCGGCUGCACUCCGACGGGGUGGAGGACCGGGACGGCUUCUACAAGCAGGUCGACCGGUUGCACCUCAACCCCAAGUCUAUCACGGCAGGUGAGCUGUACGGCGAGUUCAACCUGAUGACGAGCGAGUGGACUGACGGACUCGUCCCAAAGAUGGUUCGGCAGUGCGUGCAGGCCGGUACGGAGGGAUCAGACAACCGUAAAUGGAUAAUCUUCGAUGGGCCGGUGGACGCGGUCUGGAUCGAAAACAUGAACACCGUCCUGGACGAUAACAAGACGCUGUGCUUGGCCAACUCCGAGCGCAUCAAGCUCCCCAUCACGCUGCAUAUGAUGUUCGAGGCGAGAAGAGACAGGCACCUGGAGGCCGGCAUCACUUUCGUUGGUGAAGAAUGCAAGGAAACGGUACCGUCGAACCCUCACAACCUCGCGCAGUCCCUACUGAACCUUCUCGGAUGCAUGCUGGACCCUGCCCAAGGGUUCGACGCUACCCACCCCAACAUUGGCACGCUGCUGAGGCUGGUGUUCGCGUGGGCGUUCGUGUGGAGCGUGGGCGCUAACGUAAACGACACCACCAGACCCAAGCUCGAGGCGUGGGUCGGUGACAACUUCCGGUCGCUGGUGGGUAGCGGGAGUCCCUUCCUUAGAGAUGUGUACGGCAUGGCGGUGGAUCUCAAAACGGCCGAGUUCGUCCCAUGGACCACGCUCAUCGAGCAGUUCGUCUUCGACAAGGACGAGCCGUACUUCAACAUCAUGGUCCCCACCGCCGACACCACGAGGUAUGACUACCUUCUCGCUCGACUCACCCGCGGGGGGCACAAUGUGCUCUACAUGGGAGACACCGGGGUCGGGAAGAGCGUCGUUAUGGAGAAGUAUCUGGAGAAGGCCUCAAACACGGAUGACUUUGUAGCCUACACCAUGAAAUACUCGGCUCAGACCAAACCAACCAAUCUCAAGGACAUGUUCGAGACCAAGCUCGAGAAGAAGCGCAAGACUCUGUUCGGCCCCCCAUCCGGCAAGAAAAUGCUCUUCUUCAUCGACGACCUCAACAUGCCCGCGCUUGAGGUCUACGGGGCUCAACCCCCCAACGAGCUCCUCCGGCAGGCGAUAGACUCCGGCGGGUUCUACGACACCCAAAAACUGUUCUUCAAAGGCAUCAAGGACGUUGUUUUCCUGGCGGCGUGCGCCCCCCCGGGCGGCGGGCGGAACCAAGUCUCCCCGCGGCUACUUCGGCACUUUUCCAUGGUCUGGUUGACGGCUCUGUCCUCGGGUUCCCUUAACCGGAUUUUCCAGGCUAUUCUGGGGGGCUUCCUCCAGGCGAUUGUGCCCCCCCUGAAGGAUCUUACGGAGCCCCUGGUGGCGGCAUCGGUGAAGAUUUACGAGCGCAUCGCAAGCGAGCUGCUUCCGACCCCGGCGAAGAGCCACUACACGUUCAACCUUCGAGACCUUUCGAAGGAGCUCAAAAUAAGUCCGUUUGUGUUCAACGCGCCACACGUUUCCUGGGUCCUUUCGUUCUUGCGUUCGUCCAAGGUUUUCCAAGGCUUGCUAAUGGUGAAGGCGGAACACGCCGACACAAAGGACAAGUUCCUGCGGCUGUGGUGCCACGAAGAGAGUCGCGUCUUCAGGGAUAGGCUAAUUUCCGCUGAAGAUCGGACGUGGUUCAACGGCGCCCUUCAGAGCGUUCUACUGGAAUUCUUGGACGUGGACUGGAAGCCAGACAUGUUCGCUGAGCUGCUUUUCGGGGACUACCUCAACCGCGAGGACAAGGCGUAUCGACCAGUGGAAGACCGUGCGCAGCUGGGAGAGGCCCUUCUGGAGUACCUCGAAGAGUACAACGUUGAGUUCCCCAGUCAGAUGCACCUCGUCUUCUUCGCCGAUGCUGUGGCACACGUUAGCCGAAUCUGCCGCGUCCUCCGGCAACCGAGAGGCAACGCGCUUCUCGUCGGGGUCGGCGGGUCCGGUAGGCAGUCCCUCACGCGCCUCUCAGCGUUCAUCGCGGGUUACAAGUGCGUCAGCAUUGAGAUCACCCGGGGUUACGGCAGCUCGGAAUUCCACGACGACCUAAAGGCGGUUCUGAUGACGGCUGGGGCGGAGAAUGUUCCCACCGUGUUCCUUUUCAGCGACAGUCAGAUCGUGGAGGAGUCCUUCCUUGAGGACUUGAACAAUGUGCUCGGCUCGGGCGAGGUUCCAAACCUUUACGCCGCCGACGAGAUGGAGAAGAUCGUUAGCCUUGUACGACCGCUGGCUAAGGCCGCGGGGAAGCUCGAAACGAGGGAUGCCAUCCUGCAGCACUAUGUGCAGCUGGUCCGGGAGAACCUUCACGUGUGCCUGUGCAUGAGCCCGAUCGGCGCGGGAUUCCGAAAUCGCUGCCGCAUGUUCCCGGCCCUGGUGAACUGCUGCACCGUGGAUUGGUUCAACGCUUGGCCGGAAGAGGCCUUGGCGUCCGUGGCCGAGUACUUCCUGUCGGGUCGAUCAGGACUGGGUAUAGAGCCCUUCGUCGCCCCUCUCGGUGCCAUGGCGGUGGGGAUUCACCGGGCCGUGGAGAGAGAAACCGCCAGGUUCGAAAGGGAGCUGGGUCGAAAGACCUACACCACCCCUACGUCGUACCUGGAGCUUAUCAAGCUGUACCUUGAAAUGCUGGAGACCCAGCGGGAGUCUGUGAGCACCAACGAGAGCCGGUACCGUAACGGUCUCCACAAGCUGGAGGAAACAAAGGAGAUGGUCAACGAACUUCAGGGGACUCUUACGGAGAUGCAGCCUCAGCUGGCCCAGGCCGCCAUCGACACCGAGAUCCUAAUCAAGAAGGUCACGGCCGACCAACUGGCGGCGGACGAGCAGCAGGCCAUCGUCGAGAAGGACGUCGAGGAGGCAAACAAGGUCGCCGCAAACGUGCAGGUCAUCAAGGACGACUGCCAGAAGGACCUGGACGAGGCGAUGCCUGCGUAUUACGCGGCAAUCAAGGCCCUCGACUCGCUGGACAAGAAGAGUAUCCAGGAGAUGAAGAGCUUCACCAACCCUCCUCAGAUGGUUGCCUACACGAUGGAAUCAGUGUGCAUCCUUUUCGGCAGCAAGCCCAACUGGAAGGAGUCGAAGAACCUCAUGUCCAAGAUGACCUUCAUGGACGAGCUCAAGGGCUUCGACAAGGACAACAUCCCCCCGAAGGUUAUCCGGGCCCUCAAAACCUACAUCGAGAACCCCGGAUUCCUGCCAGAGGAGGUUGCCAAGGUCUCUUCGGCCGCCAAGAGCCUCUGCAUGUGGGCCCGGGCGAUGUACACGUACGACAAGGUGGCCAAGAAUAUCGGACCCAAGAAGGAGGCGCUCGCUCAGGCGGAGGGUGAGCUGACUGUUGUCCAGAGCGAGCUCGGGAAGAAGCAGGAGGCGCUCAGAAAGAUCCUCGCGGACGUCGCAGAGUUGAAGGCCACCCUCGCCUCCACCGAGAGAAAAAAAGCCGAGCUAGAGGGACAGGCCCUCAAGACCACGGACCAGCUCAAGCGGGCGGAGCAGCUCAUCGGAGGCCUGGGGGACGAGAGAGAGCGGUGGCAGGAGUCAGCCGACCGCCUGUCGAAGGAUAUUAAGAACCUCGUCGGCAACGUCAUGCUCGCCUCAGGUUGCCUCGCCUACCUCGGUCCCUUCACCAGCCAAUUCCGGAAGGACAUGGCGUCCGGUUGGGUGAAGCUCUGCAAGGAGCGAUCCAUCCCUGUUGCCGACGACUUUUCCCUGGAAGGCGUUCUCGCGGAGCCGGUAACGGUAAGGCAGUGGCAGCUCAUGGGCCUCCCCGCCGACGAGUUUUCGACAGAGAAUGGGAUGCUGACCACGAUGGGACGACGUUGGCCGUUGAUGAUUGACCCCCAGGGGCAGGCGAACCGUUGGAUUCGCAGCAUGUACGCCGACGCCAAUCUCCAGGUAAUCAAACUCACUGAGAAGGCUUUCCUUCGUACCCUCGAAAACGGAAUCCGAUACGGGGCCCCCGUUCUGCUGGAGAACGUGAAGGAAGAACUGGACCCUGGGCUGGAGCCCGUGUUGCUCAAACAGGUGUUCAAGAGAGGUGGGCAGGUACUGCUGCGGCUGGGGGACACGGACGUGCCCUACAGCGACGAGUUUAGAUUCUUCGUGACGACAAAGCUGGCCAACCCGCACUACAUGCCCGAAAUUUGUAUCAAGGUGACGAUCAUCAAUUUUACGGUAACAAUGACGGGCCUAGAAGAUCAGCUGCUUGUGGACGUGGUAAAAAACGAGCGACCCGACCUGGAGGCCAAGAAGGACGAACUGGUGGUGAACAUCGCCAACGACCAGAGGACUUUAAAGGAGAUCGAGAACAAGAUUCUCUACAUGCUCGUCAAUGCCUCAGGAAACAUCCUGGACGACGAAGACCUGAUUGACGCGCUGUCCCAGUCGAAGGUGACCUCCAAGGCCAUCAACGAGCGCCUUACGGAGGCGGAGCACACGACCAAGGAGAUCAACGACACGCGCGAGGACUACAGGGUUGUCGCGACGCGGGGCUCCAUCAUCUACUUUGUCAUCGCGGGUCUGAGCAACGUGGAUCCCAUGUAUCAGUACAGGUGGGUUGUGCUUGACUGCCUGACCUAG